UUUCGAGUGGCCAUUCGCUUGUGCCCCCAGCGACAGAGGGACCCCCAAACAGGGGAGGCAAGAUACUCUAUCAAAGUGGUGGAACCGAACAAGAUUGUUGUUGACACUGGCCGGGGCCACCAGCCCCAUUCUCUAGUCUUUGAUGCAGUUUGGAACGAGAGCGCAAACCAGAAUGAUAUUUACGAAUCCACAACAAAGCCUCUGGUGGGGUGCCUCAUGCAAGGCUACAAUGGCUGUGUCAUCGCCUACGGUUCCCCCUGCAGCGGAAAGACUUACACCAUGCUUGGCGGGAGCUUGACAGGCAAGCAGCGAGGCAUCCUCAGCCGCGUGUCUGAGGACAUUUUCAACGCACUCGAGGCUUCCAUCUGUAGUGUCAGAGUGUCCUUCUAUCACAUUUCCAAUGAGAAGAUCUAUGAUCUGUUGGACAGCCAGCCCUCAGAGGUGAGCCGUAUCCACGAGGGGGAGGACGCGGUGGUGCUGGAGGGUCUGAAGGAGGUGGAGGUGGACUCUCCACACGCCCUGCUCCAGGCAUACCGACGCGGGGCCGCAAACAGACAAGCUGGCACCUCAAAGGGGGAGUUUGCCACCAGAAGCCAUUCUAUAUUCAACAUAAUGGUCGUCAACGCAAAGGCAAGCCUUGCGCAGGGGGGAGGCCUGACAGCCAGCAAGCUCACUCUGGCUCGCGGUCGCGGCGACGCUGCCCUGGAAGUCAAGAGGUGUUUCCAAACAGUUCCGGAAAACCCACAGGAGGCCAAAACUCUCAAGCGGUCCCUCACAAUAUUUGGAAAUGUCAUCUUUGCACUCAGCGUGGCUGGUUGUCACCACAUUCCAUACAGAGAGUCAAAGCUCACCAGAGUUCUGAGAGACUGCCUGGGAGGAAAUUGCCGGAUGUCUCUGAUUGUGACGGUGUCUCCCCACCUGUCCUCGGUCACUGAGACCCUAAGCAGCCUGCAGUUUGCAUCUCGGGCGAUGGCCAUCCCGGAGAGGCGCGUCCACCGCUCACAGCUACAGUGCGCCCCACUUCAGCUUACAGCUCAGACCUGCCUGCCUCCCAUCCCAUUUGGUCCUUCCUCUCCGCCAUUCCGGCCCGGCCACAGGCAGCCAGAUGAACCUGAACUCAAAGCGUUCCUGCCCCAUUUGGAGAAACAGGGCCAGUUUGAGGGUACCUGCGGUAGCAGCCAUUUUGGAUAUCCUGCUGGAAGGGGAAACUGCGCGCGAGAGGAGCAAUCGACAGCAGCAGCAGCAAGGGUGGUGUACCCUGCCCCGCGGCGCUCCGUGGAGAGACUGUCGGCCACCUCCUCCCGUGCUCUCCCGUGCUCUCCCGCGUCCCUCCUCGACGCUCCGGGCCCGCUCGCCGAGUGCCCCAACUGCAAGCGGGAGCGGAAGAUCCGGGAGGAGUACGACAAGUUCAUUGUCCAGGCGUGCAGGGACCGAGACUCCCUCCACCAGAGAGUGACCGAGCUGGAGGCCAGGCUUCUGGCGAGAGGGGCAGAGAGACAGAGGGUGGAGGAAGAGGAGAACAAGGAGAAGGAGGUGGCAGAACACAAGGAGAGUAAAGAGGAGGAGGAGGAGGUGGCAGAACUCAAGCAGAGAAAAGCAGAGGAGGCCACAGAGAUUUCUAGAUGUAACACCACUGAAAUACCUGCCAAUGCAGAGGCGCAAACCCCUGGCUCUGCUGAAACCCCACAGGGUGGAGAGUCUCUGAGAGAAGACGCGGAGACUCAGGUAGAGGGUGUGAGCUCCAUGAUCAACGCAGCCCAGCUUCUUCACCUGGAGAGCGAGAAUGUCCAGCUCAAAGGACAGAUUCUGGCCUUGCAGCAGGAGCUGGUGGUGUCGGACGAGCAGCUGGACCAGAGCGCGGAGAGGGAGAAGGCCCUGACCGAGCUGCUGCGCGCCGAGGAGGCCCGGGCAGCCGGGGACACACAGGCGCUCUGCUUGCAGCUUGACCAGGCCAGCCUGCAGCAGGACAGCCUGCGCGAACAGACGGAGAGGCUGCUAUCGGAGCUGCAGAGUGCCAGUGUGGAGCAUGAGAGAUUCAAAGGGAAUGUAGCCUUGAGUGUGGCUCAGCUUCAGAAAGAUAAGGACGAUUUGAUGUCCCAUCUUGAUGAAGUAAGAGAAUGUUACGAGAGGGUGAAAUCUGACAAUGCACUUCUCAGUGAGAGAGUGGAGACUUUGAAGAGAGAGGUGAACCACGGUCUCCAUGGAAACUCAGGGUCCUCCCAUGUCCACACAGUCACUACCAACACGGAAAUGCUGGUGGUGUCUCACCAUGUGUCCCAGCAGUGCUCAGGGGGAAUGAACACAGACAGCAAAUGCUGCUACACCAGCUGCAGUGAGUUCCAGGAGAGACCUGCACCAACGUUCCCAGAGAAACCACCAGAUGACCCAGAAAACCCAAGCGAACAGGAGCCCGGCCUGCGCAAGACCAAAGACACCCUCAAGCAGCUGAAGAGGGAGCACAGCCUGUUGCUUGACGUGAUGCUAGUGUUGUACAAGCGGGAGUGGUUCACCCAGGAGGCUGUGCCAUACGUCAGACGAACGCUCAGCAAGUGUGGCAUGAGAGUGGACGACACAUGACCUGAUUGGAACAGGAAGGGGUUGACGAAGGUGGAAGGAAAGAAUGACGUGAAGGGAAAAAAUGAAAUGACUCCACGACGUGCACCACUGGCCCUUUGAUGUCUGGUGGGCAGCACUACACACAGAGCCUGGUGUCUUUAAUCACGGGGCGAGUUUAUUUCAUUUGGGAGUGUUUGUUUUCUUGCCCGUGUGUUUGAGUGCUGUGUACAAUACCAGCAACAGAGAGAGUUCUGAGUGGCAUCACAAAAACUUUAUUUGUAAAAAACUACUUUCAGUUAGUUUACAAAAUUCCUAAUCAACACAUUGUGUAAUGUACAUCAAGAUAACUGCUUUAUUUUGCACAUGAAAAACAAUAUAAGGACAUGUAGUACCUGAAUAAAAAAAAACACUAAAACUGAA
Sardina pilchardus (European sardine) is the source of this 2976-nucleotide messenger RNA. RefSeq names its product kinesin heavy chain. Gene Ontology annotation, cellular component: kinesin complex; microtubule. The transcript has 20 exons. Gene Ontology annotation, molecular function: plus-end-directed microtubule motor activity; microtubule binding; ATP hydrolysis activity. Gene Ontology annotation, biological process: axon guidance; synaptic vesicle transport; anterograde dendritic transport of neurotransmitter receptor complex. The coding region runs from base 217 to 2577 and encodes 786 amino acids. The record is from RefSeq and is a predicted model, not a curated record. Lineage: Eukaryota; Metazoa; Chordata; Actinopteri; Clupeiformes; Clupeidae.